Molossus molossus (Pallas's mastiff bat) is the source of this 740-nucleotide messenger RNA. RefSeq names its product splicing factor 3b subunit 5 (gene SF3B5). Bases 142 to 402 code for a protein of 86 amino acids. Lineage: Eukaryota; Metazoa; Chordata; Mammalia; Chiroptera; Molossidae. Gene Ontology annotation, biological process: mRNA splicing, via spliceosome. The record is from RefSeq and is a predicted model, not a curated record. The transcript has a single exon. Gene Ontology annotation, cellular component: U2 snRNP; precatalytic spliceosome.
AGGUUCGUCGCGGUGACGCCAUUCGCCAGCGACCGCACCGGCGUGGGGCUCCGUGGAGUGGUCCCUCUCCGGCGUGACUUUCCAGAGCGUCUCCUCCUGGUCCGCGGCCUCUGACCUCAGGGCUACAAGGAGAGCGGCGAGAUGACGGACCGCUACACCAUCCACAGCCAGCUGGAGCACCUGCAGUCCAAGUACAUCGGCACGGGCCACGCCGACACCACCAAGUGGGAAUGGCUGGUGAACCAGCACCGCGACUCCUACUGCUCCUACAUGGGCCACUUCGACCUUCUCAACUACUUCGCCAUCGCGGAGAACGAGAGCAAAGCUCGAGUCCGCUUCAACUUGAUGGAGAAGAUGCUGCAACCUUGCGGGCCGCCAGCCGACAAGCCCGAGGAGAACUGAGGUCCCGCCGUGGGAGCGCUGUGCGGGAGAGCGCCUAUCCCUCCAGUUUGCCGUCUUCCCCGCGUGUCCCCGACCCGAGUGGACCGAUUCUCUGUGGCUCUGGCUUCUCGUGCUUUCCCUGUGCAGAAGGGCUGGCUCCGGGUUUCUCGCCUGACCUGUCUUCAUGUGGACCCUCGGAACACAGCGCUGGGGAGACGGCCAGGACCCCUGAGAACUGUGACCGUGGCGAAGCGGGCUUUAGGGGAGAUGGCACUGGAGUGAGACGGAAUAUGGAGGCCCGUUUUUGGCUAGUUGAUUGUCGUUGUUGAUUUUUCCAUAAAGUUUAGAAAUUUUCAGUG